This is a messenger RNA of Dacryopinax primogenitus, 1363 nucleotides long. RefSeq lists its product as uncharacterized. The transcript has 6 exons. Lineage: Eukaryota; Fungi; Basidiomycota; Dacrymycetes; Dacrymycetales; Dacrymycetaceae. The coding region runs from base 71 to 1363 and encodes 430 amino acids. The record is from RefSeq and is a predicted model, not a curated record.
GUGGAUUUAUGGCUGGUAUCCGAGUUGUUGCGGGACUGUCUUCGCCGUCCGUUUUCUCUGAACUCCCUCAAUGGUUGGUUUGGUUCUUUUGUAUUUCACUUAUCUGGGGAUUCCUAAAGUACUCGGGGCGAUUGUUAAUAACGUCACUGUUAUGCAGAAUACGUGGUUGAGUAAUGCUCUGGGGCAGUCGCCGUGUUUAGUAUUUGCGGAGCUGAUGGGGCAAUGUUUUUCCGGAGAUUUUGCUAUCACCCCCGAUGGCACUGGCGGGCUGAUGUUCAUAAUUCCAGGUUCCGGCAAUCUGGACAUUCCUUGUUACUGUUCAACUGUACAAUACUAUCUUUUAUCGGCCUGUUAUUCCUGCGCUGGUCACAGGAGCUCCACUUGGGCCCAGUAUAUUCAGGAGUGCGACACUGUAACACCGGUCAUCGGACGGACUGGAUAUCCUAUCCUUCCUUCAGGAGUUCUUAUACCUUCAUACGCUAUGAUCCAGUCCACGCAGGACUUUGACCUUAUGCUUGCCGAUCAGAUUGGAUUAGACGGUCUUCCGGAUACUGAUGGGACCUCGACCGUCCCUGUUUUCGUGAGCGGAACUGCUAUCGGAGCGAUCGUAAACGCAGCCGGUGGCGGUGGGUACUCUACAUCCUGGGUGACGACCCAGACGAUAAUCGCUUCCACUCCAACAAGAGGUACGUCUUCACGCACGACAUCAGGAACGAUGAACACCGGCCCUGGGCUUGUAGUUCCAUCGAAUACAGGUUCGAGCCAACAAUCUACCUCUCGACCUUCCUCUGCUUCAUCAACCUCUUCAUCCCAAGCAGCGCCCAGCAGUGCUGUUGACACCGCCGCCAGCUCUAGUAUGAGUGGAGCGCGAUUAGGAGCGAUCAUAGGCGGCGCCGUCGGCGGGUGCAUCUGUCUUCUCGCACUCAUAGCCACAGUCAUCCUUCUCUGCCGACGGCGAAAUCGGCAAUCCCAGUACCGAGUCUCCCUUACAUCGGCCCGGGGGGGCGUCUUCUCCCCACCCCCUCCCUCACCCGCUCCCUGGUUUCCCCCCAUGCCCACACCCGCCCCUUCCUCGAUGGCAGAGAUCGACGUCCACGCCGCCAAUUCCCACUCGACGCUCUACCACCUCGGGCCCGAAGCGGUGCCUUACGCAAGCCCGAUCCGGUCGAGCGAGCCUAUCUCGGGCCAUGCGCAUACGGAAUGGGACGAGAAACGUACGACGCUGGUGGACGAGGAGCGUUCUGGGGAGAAAUGGGUACCAAGCGCAUAUGGGUAUUGUUGUCCUGAAAAAUGGGGCCCGUUGCCCCUGUAUCACGGGAGUCAGUCGUCGGUGAGUUCGAGCGCCUCGGGCGAGAAAAGGUGA